AUGAUUCUCAGGCCUACGGUAGGCUCGGCCCUUCAACGGCAGUGGCGAGCGGAAUGCGCAGAGCGUGAGGAAGAAGAGGCCCGGCUGCAGCAACAGCAGGCGCAGCUCUGGGCCGAAGAGGAAGCGCGAUGGAAGGCAAUGCAGGAGAGCCACGAGGAGGCUCGCCGGCAGGCAGAGCAGCAGCACAAGCAGCAGCAAGACCGUGCGUGGGCUGAACAUCAGCGUCGCAUGGAGGCUGAGCGAUGGCAAGCGGAGCAGCGUCGCUUGGCCGAGGAACGGUGGUGGCAAGAGCAGCAGCAGAUUGAGGAGAAGCGGCGACAGGCCGAGGCGAUCCAACCGCAGAAGACUACUUGCUUCUCUGCUUCCCUCCAUUGA
Symbiodinium natans is the source of this 375-nucleotide messenger RNA. Lineage: Eukaryota; Dinophyceae; Suessiales; Symbiodiniaceae. The record is from the annotation of a GenBank genome assembly.